CUUUGGUUCUCCGCCUGGCUUUGGACUCUUCUCCUCCUCCACCUCCUCCUCCUCCCGCGCCUCCUCCGCCGCCGCCUCCUCCUCUUCCUCUCCGCGCCUUCGCUCUGUGCCCGGCCGCCGGAGGCAGAUCCAGGCGGUGGCGGAGGCGGCAGUCACAGGAUCGCGGCUGCCCGGGCUGAAGCCGCCUCUACCACCGCCGCCUGCUCCCGGAGCCCAGCGGCCACUGGACGCACCGCGCGAAUUGGGAGUGGGAGCCGAGGCGGCGCGAAAGCGCAAGGCUCGCCGGGGCCGACAGGGCGGGCGGGCGCACUGGCCAUGCUUCUGGACGCGGGGCCGCAGUUCCCGGCCAUCGGGGUGGGCAGCUUUGCGCGCCACCAUCACCAUUCSGCAGCCGCGGCAGCCGCGGCGGCCGCGGAGAUGCAAGACCGUGAACUGAGCCUGGCUGCAGCGCAGAAUGGCUUCGUAGACUCGGCCGCUGCGCACAUGGGAGCCUUUAAGCUCAACCCGGGCGCACACGAGCUGUCCCCUGGCCAGAGCUCGGCGUUCACGUCGCAGGGCCCCGGCGCCUACCCCGGCUCCGCGGCGGCCGCCGCCGCAGCCGCCGCGCUCGGGCCCCACGCUGCGCAUGUUGGCUCUUACUCCGGGCCGCCCUUCAACUCCACUCGGGACUUCCUGUUCCGCAGCCGCGGCUUCGGGGACUCGGCGCCGGGCGGAGGGCAGCAUGGGCUAUUCGGGCCGGGUGCGGGUGGCCUUCAUCACGCGCACUCGGACGCGCAGGGCCACCUCCUCUUCCCUGGCCUCCCGGAGCAGCAUGGGCCGCACAGCUCGCAGAAUGUGCUCAAUGGGCAGAUGCGCCUCGGGCUGCCUGGAGAAGUGUUCGGGCGCUCGGAGCAAUAUCGCCAGGUGGCCAGCCCGCGGACCGACCCGUACUCGGCGGCGCAGCUCCACAAUCAGUACGGCCCCAUGAAUAUGAACAUGGGUAUGAACAUGGCAGCGGCCGCGGCCCACCACCACCACCACCACCACCACCCCGGUGCCUUUUUCCGCUACAUGCGGCAGCAGUGCAUCAAGCAGGAGCUCAUCUGCAAGUGGAUCGACCCCGAACAGCUCAGCAACCCCAAGAAGAGCUGCAACAAAACUUUCAGCACCAUGCACGAGCUGGUGACCCACGUCUCUGUGGAGCAUGUCGGAGGCCCGGAACAGAGCAACCAUGUCUGCUUCUGGGAGGAGUGUCCUCGCGAAGGCAAGCCCUUCAAGGCCAAAUACAAACUGGUCAACCACAUCCGCGUGCAUACAGGCGAGAAACCCUUUCCCUGCCCCUUCCCGGGCUGCGGCAAGGUCUUCGCGCGCUCCGAGAACCUCAAGAUCCACAAAAGGACCCACACAGGGGAGAAGCCUUUCCAGUGUGAGUUUGAGGGCUGCGACCGGCGCUUUGCCAACAGUAGCGACCGGAAGAAGCACAUGCACGUCCACACCUCCGAUAAGCCCUAUCUCUGCAAGAUGUGUGACAAGUCCUACACGCACCCCAGUUCCCUGCGGAAGCACAUGAAGGUCCAUGAGUCCUCCCCUCAGGGCUCCGAGUCCUCCCCGGCCGCCAGCUCGGGCUACGAGUCCUCCACGCCCCCGGGGCUGGUGUCCCCCAGCUCCGAGCCGCAGAGCAGCUCCAAUCUGUCUCCCGCGGCGGCGGCGGCGGCGGCGGCGGCGGCAGCGGCGGCGGCGGCGGCGGUGUCCGCCGUGCACCGGAGCGGAGGCUCGGGCAGCGGCGGCUCGGGAGGCGGCUCCGGCGGCGGCAGCGGUGGGGGCGGCGGCGGGGCGGGCGGCGGGGGCGGCGGCAGCUCUGGUGGGGGCAGUGCGACGGCCGGGGGCCACAGCGGCCUCUCCUCCAACUUCAAUGAAUGGUACGUGUGAGGGCCGGGGCCUCCCUUCCUCCCCCUGUUCCCCGCGCCGCUGCCCUCCCCGCAGCGAGAGGCCAGGGCGCCUUGGGAUCUCGUAUUGUUAAAAUUAUAAAUCUGAUUUUUAUGAUGAUGAAAACGAUUUUACCAGCAGAAGGAUUUUUUUAAAAGUUUUUUUUUUUUUUUUUAAGAAAAAAAAAUUAGGCAUGAAAAGCAAGGAAAAAAAAAAACACCCUUCCGGAGUCUCUGAAGCUGAAAACAUAAAAUAAGAAAUAAAAAAUUAAAAAUAAAAACCCACAAAAAUAUUGAAUCAAACCUCCCUGCCAUCACCCCUCAUGCCCCCUUUCCUUCCCACCCUGUUCUUCAGACAAACUGUACAUAGCAGACUCUUUCCUUUCCUUCUCUGAGUGAUUUUAACGGCUUCUUGGUGUAUAGAAGUUUUGUCCAUUUGUAAACUCUGGGUUGCGUUCCUUCCUGCCUUCCUUUCCUUCCCCAAGUGAUGGGCUUUUUCUUUUCUCUUUAGUUUACCUGGUUUCUUUUUUAAGUAAUGUGGAAGAAAAUGGUUUAUUUUGUAUUGUGGUAUUGAAUAUUGUGUUCCUUUUUAUGAGGCAACUUGAUUGUAAACUUCAUGCAACUAUAGACUGGAGGAAAAAAAAUUGAGCCGUGCCAAAGUCUCCCUUCUGUUUCUUCGACACACCGACCCAUAGCACACACACCACCACCAACAACAACGCUUGUGAAUGUAUUUUUCUGUUAGUUGGGUUUACAUGUGAUGUUUUAGUGCUUUUGCAAGUUCAAUUUGUUAGUUCCUGUAUGAAAGAUUGUGGGGGGAAAAUAAACGUUGUGCCGUUAGCUUUUUCCGUAAUAACACCCUCCCUUCUGUAAAUACCCGUUACCAUAUUUAUCCAUUUGUAAUUAAAUUAUGGUAUUAACUUGCUACAGAGGAAACAAUAUUUAUAAAGAAUGUUUCUUAACUAUAAAUAUGUACAAUUGUGGGCAUAAACUGUUUCAGAUUUUUUAUUUGAAGGUUUUAAGUGGUUUGAUCAUUUCUUGUGAUAUGUUUUGAGAGUAAUGCAUACAGAAAUAUAAUAAAAUGUGUUGAAACUGCAUGAACAUA
Messenger RNA from Urocitellus parryii (Arctic ground squirrel), 3009 nucleotides. RefSeq names its product Zic family zinc finger 2 (gene Zic2). Gene Ontology annotation, biological process: regulation of transcription by RNA polymerase II. Gene Ontology annotation, molecular function: DNA-binding transcription factor activity, RNA polymerase II-specific; RNA polymerase II cis-regulatory region sequence-specific DNA binding. Lineage: Eukaryota; Metazoa; Chordata; Mammalia; Rodentia; Sciuridae. Gene Ontology annotation, cellular component: nucleus. The record is from RefSeq and is a predicted model, not a curated record.